Molecule: messenger RNA, 1917 nt
Organism: Medioppia subpectinata
Lineage: Eukaryota; Metazoa; Arthropoda; Arachnida; Sarcoptiformes; Oppiidae
Source: the annotation of a GenBank genome assembly
GGCACCGACUUCACCGCCAACUUUGGCACCGACUUCACCGCCAACUUUGGCACCGACUUCACCGCCAACUUUGGCACCGACUUCACCGCCAACUUUGGCACCCACUUUGGCGUCGACUUCACCACCGACUCCGGUAUCCAUAAGUUUACGGCCUCAGGUGUGGACUUCACCACCGACUUCGUCAUCGUCUCCAAGACGGCAGAGACUUCACGACCGGCUCAGGACUCGUUUCUUGAAUUACCGACUUGGGAUCUGCCUUCGCCCCCAACACUCUCGCCAUUGAUGCCACGUUUACGGCUAAUACAAUCAUCAGUCAAGUCAAUACAGUGGUCACCGUCACCGUCACCGCGGUUUACGGCUCCGGUAGAACCGCAAACACAAUCGACGCCAACGAUACCAAUCCAGCGGUGGUCGGCGCCGACAGAGAGCCCAUCAUUGCCCACGAGAGCUAAUAAACGACCGGUGCCUACAGUGACAGUACAACCACCCGUGCGAACCAAAAAGCCUACGCAGACACCGGUGUCAGUACAACCAUCGCCCACAACUACCGAACCGGUGUCCAUAGCGCCAGAGUUAACGACAAUUCAAUGGCUAGACUUACCGGUAGAACCACAACAACCGAUGCCCCAAAUGUCUGUCGGCAAAGGCCAGUCCACCCGUUCACAAACGCUCACACUAUUGAAUCCGGACUCAAUAUCUGCGAAAAGUUUGCAAAACGUUGCCUCCAUUACCAACCCGGUGAAAGACCGGCAGUCGCUCUACGGGGGUACAGGUGCCAGAGGAGGCCGGCCGGGCGCCUACUCUAGCCUAUUGCCAUCGUUCACGUCGCUCAUCACCAGCUACCUGCAUAUGGUGCCCACCGUCAUGAAUAUGAACGCCAUCGCCGACAAGAUGUCCAAUUAUAUGCCGAUAGGCAUGUCGGACAGUGUGCGCCGGUUCGCCGGUACCGUCACCUACGAUAUGCCCCGUAUGUCGCUAUCAAUGCCCACAACUUUGGCGCUGUUGAACACCGCGUUGGACAGAAUGCGAAAUAUAAGUGUCGGCGCUAAUAGUCCACUGUAUGCCACAAACAGCCGGCAAUUGAUUAAUCCCGGUCUAACAGCUGAAGCUCUAAAAGUAAAGGCAGCGCUCGAUAACUAUAACUCAGUAGUGACCCAAUCAUUUCCGUCAGUGCUAAGGGUAGUCAGCGAUCACAUGCGGAACCGGCGGACAGACGCGCGGACACUCACGUCGGACGUGCAGCUCAUGACCACAUCCGUAGACAAUAUGAACCGAGCGAUGGACAAACUGCGGCGGAUCGUCACUAACCUAAACCAAUACAUGGACGCUAUGCCGACACAAAAGCACUCCAAUGUGGACAACGAAGUGGUCCAACAAUUGCGACAAACGAUGACCAAAAUGCCCGCUAUUAUGGCCUCAUUGCCGGCCAACAUGCGGACAAUGACGUCCGUUGUGUUCAAUAUGAAUGAUGCUUUGCUACAAAUCCCAAUAGCGCUCAAACAGUCGAUGAGUGUUAUGCCAGUGAUCGGCAAUAAAGACCCGCAGAAAGCGUUGGAAAGGGUGCGCCUCAAGAAGCGCUUCGAGGAGCCCAUCGCCGACGUCCGGCCCGAAGACGGUGUGGUGUUAGGCGACAGUUAUCUAAAGCAGUACAACAACACCACCGGAGAGAAAGCCGGCGGCUUUCAUAAGGCGGCCCAGAGUUUGGUCGUAGCCGCCCGACAGGCCUUCGCCGCCGCUCAGGGGGGCUAUAUAUCGCGUGACGGCUUGUUUACACCCGCCAAACCCAUUAUCAAAGCGGUUGAGUACACUAUAGACGCACUUCAAGAUUACAAAGUGGUCAGUCAGCUGCUGCCCAGGGCUGCCUUUGAGCCCUUUUUCGAUUUGCUCAAUGGCUUAACGAGUGCUAAAAGAGUGUAA